This is a messenger RNA of Pantherophis guttatus, 729 nucleotides long. The record is from RefSeq and is a predicted model, not a curated record. Lineage: Eukaryota; Metazoa; Chordata; Lepidosauria; Squamata; Colubridae.
AUGACAGGCGAUGGUAAUCCUCACCGCUCUCUCACCGCAGCAAGGUUCCUAGGCCAGUCUUUUCCUCAGUCCCAAUGUGUAGAAAAUUGUCAUCCUGGAUUUGUCAAACAAGUUCGGGAAGGAGAGCCAGUUUGCUGUUAUGACUGUGUUCCUUGUCCAGAGGGGACCUUCUCCACUCAGGAAGAUACUGAAAAAUGCACCAAGUGCCCAGAAGAUCAGUAUCCAACUGAGAACAGAGUCCAAUGUAUCCCCAAAAGAAUAAUCUUCCUAUCCUAUGAAGAACAUCUGGGAAUUAUCCUCGUCGCCUUUGCCCUAUUCCUGUUCCUAACCACAGGCUUUGUUUUAAUCCUAUUCAUUAAAUAUCGAGACACUCCCAUUGUCAAAGCCAACAAUCGGGAUCUCUCCUACAUCUUCCUGGUCUCCCUCCUGCUUUGCUUCUUGUCUCCUUUUCUCUUCAUUGGUCAACCAAGAAAAGCCACCUGCCUUCUCCGACAAACCGUUUUCAGCAUCAUCUUCUCAGUUGGUAUUUCUUCUCUCUUGGCCAAAACCAUCACAGUGGUGAUGGCUUUCCUGGCCACAAAACCAGGAAACCGAGUGAAAAGAUGGCUGGGGAAGAGCUUGGCCAACUCCAUCAUACUUUCAUGUUCUGCUAUCCAAAUUAUCAUCUGUUCCAUCUGGCUGGGAGUUUCUCCCCCAUUUGCUGACUCUGACCUCCACUCCCAGCAUGGA